Messenger RNA from Belonocnema kinseyi, 1033 nucleotides. Its product is annotated as mitochondrial transcription rescue factor 1. The record is from RefSeq and is a predicted model, not a curated record. The transcript has 4 exons. Lineage: Eukaryota; Metazoa; Arthropoda; Insecta; Hymenoptera; Cynipidae. Gene Ontology annotation, molecular function: RNA binding. The coding region runs from base 96 to 680 and encodes 194 amino acids.
UCAAAAAAUAUACGGAAUCCAUAACCCUAUUUCGAAUGCUAAAAGUAUGAUAAACAUGUUUCAAGUCUUAUUCGUCUAAUUAUACGACAAUUAAAAUGUUGAGUAGAAGGUUUAUAUGUAACUUUACUCAUAGGAAUUUCAUUAGUAUUUAUAAAAAAUCUUUCCAAACGUUACAAUGUAAUGUAUCAAAUACGGUUGAUGGCAAACGAAACUUCUUAUUUCAAAAUCCAACUCCUAAUCCAUACACAGUCAAAAGGUUUAAAAAAAAGAAGCAUUCUGAAAAACAACAGCAGAACGAAGUCUUUGAAGAUGACGAGGAAGAUGAAACAGUUGAACCUCUUGAACCCUUUGAAAAAAUUGUAAGUAAAACUGUUCCUUCCAUGCGAUUAGAUGGGAUCAUUAAAGCCGGCUUAGGAAUGGCUCGCAACAAAGUUGAUUUAGCCUUUUACGAAAGUAAAGUUCGGGUCAAUGGGAAAAAAAUUCUAAAAAAAAGUACAGAGGUUCACGAAGGUGAUGAAAUUGAUAUAUUAGUUGGUAAAAGUCCAGAUAAUCCCGAUUUUCUUGUUGUUCAUCGAGUAAAAAUUGUAUCAUCAAAUUUCGCAGCAAGUGGAUGCAAAGUGAAUAUAAUUAGGGACAAAUCAUUGGUAAUUGCGGAAUACAAAGAUCGGUCGCGAGAAUAAAGGUCAGUGUUUUACUCUAAAAAAAUGCAAAUCAUGUAAAUAUCAAAAUGUAAUAAAAAAUCAUUUAUUAUAAAAAUACAAAUCUAUUUUUAAAUCUUCAACGUUCAAAGACUUGUCUUAGUCUUUUGAUAUUUCUUGUAAUAGUUGCACAGACUGAAAUGAAAAGAAAGCAUUACAUUUUAGUUACAUGUUCUAGAAAAAAAUGUAUAUAAUGAAACAUAAAGUAUAUAACUCACGUAUGAAACUGCAAGCACUCCUUUCGACGAUAACAUUUCCAGCUUACUGAUAACGUCUGAUACGUUAAAUGUCAGUUUAAUAACCUGCGAAUAAAACAGCGUUUAUAUUUUUAUAUC